Aspergillus pseudonomiae is the source of this 1956-nucleotide messenger RNA. RefSeq names its product transcription factor sphG. The record is from RefSeq and is a predicted model, not a curated record. Gene Ontology annotation, biological process: DNA-templated transcription. Gene Ontology annotation, molecular function: DNA binding; zinc ion binding. The coding region runs from base 1 to 1956 and encodes 651 amino acids. The transcript is spliced from 4 exons. Lineage: Eukaryota; Fungi; Ascomycota; Eurotiomycetes; Eurotiales; Aspergillaceae.
AUGGCUAAGGAGGUUCCUAGGGACGAGUACACAGACACUCAACGGUCCUUGAAGCGACUUUUCGAGGAGUCAUCGACUGGUUCACCUUCCUCAAAACGCCCGGCCAGCCCACCGAGACCUACACCGCAAUUGACUCCCCAGCGCUUCCCGGACACGUUGAAAUCACCCGGAUUCACGAGGCCGCUUGGUCGUUGCCUCUUGGACCAAAACAGCGACGAAAGAUGGUUUGGCCCGACGUCUCUGGAAUCGCUAAUGCUCAAGAUCAAGGAUGAGCUCUUUGACAGCGCGGAUAUCGAAAGACACACCGUGAAGGAGUCCGUGCUGCAAGCACAACGCAAGAUUGAUCUUCUAGUCGGUCAGGGAGAGGAGAUGCCCAUCGGGGAAAAGUCACCGCCCACAACGCCUCCCUUUGCCAUUCUGGACGCCAUGAUCGAGCCAUACUUUACAACAACCAAUGAACAUUUUCCCAUCUGGACAAAGAAAAGGUUCGCUCAAAUGGCAACUACCUUGCGGCAAUCAAUACCGUCCGAACGGAACCUGGCUUCUAUCGUCUGCUGCAACAGCCUCAUCCUCAUGGCCAUGUCAGCGGACUCCCUAAGCUCCCACCAGCGGGACUCAAUACAAUCCAGCCACACGCGCAAGUCGUCGUCAAUCGACUUUGACCUCAUUGCGGGCUUUCUGACCAACGCAAAGCGCGCUAUCAACCACAUUGACCAACUUGUCUCGCCGCACCUCAUCAAUGUGCAGGCACUCUUAUCGCUGCACAUAGUCGCGCAAGUGUACCUCUCGACAGGCCUAUCCGAGACGCUGUUUGCUCUAGCCACCCGAUGUGCCAAGUCCAUCGGCAUUCACCAAUGGGACACCUUUCACGGUCAACUGAGCGAGGAGGACAUCAAAGAAAGACAAAACAUUUCGUACUGCUUAUACGUUCUGGAUAAGGCUGUUUGCUGGACGGCUGGAUCAUCUCCCAGUAUACCAGUCUCCGAGGUCCGUUUCGACCCCUGCCUGGUGCCUUCUGAAAACGAUAUCCCAUCCUGCCUUGUUGCAAAGGCCGAGAUGGCUAGGAUAGAAGAGAGCGUCUACUUGGAGAUAUACGCUGUCCACGUGCAGGCGAGAAAUGAGGACCAGGUCAAGGGAUUUGCAGCAAUGAUUUUGUCAAGACUGCAAGACUGUCUGACCCAGUCGGGAGUUGACUUGGACCAGAUCCAAAAAUUCUCAGGAGGCUCCGCUUCGAAUCUCCAGUUGGCAAUCAAAUACCUUUCUAUUCAGCUGCUUCUCAUUUGGCCCCACAAGCACCAUCCCGAUCCGAUCUUCCAACGGGCUCUCGAGGUUGCUAGGAUGUGUUUGAAACUCUUGUUACGGCUGUGGCAUUCCCCGCCGGAUCAAGGGAGCCAGGCUGUUUUCUCCUUCUUCCUCGCUUCACUUCCCUCACUCUAUCUUUACGAAGUAAUGUCAUCCAUCAUCUGCGGCCGGGGGUCAAAUUGUGACAUCGAUAUGCUCCAAGAAUUUGUUGAGAUGCUCCAAACCAUUACCGACUUCCGGGCAGAAGCCUCAUACAAUCGACGGCUGUACCAGCUGUCACUGAUUGUCACCGACGUGAUAAAGGCCAGGCAAGCCCAAAACAAACGGCAGAAGUCGACCUCAGAAGGACCAACAAAUGCUUAUUUGAUGUCAGAGCUACUCUCGCCCCCAACAAGCGGUUACAACUACGUGAAUUCAGAGAUUCAAGAAACCUAUGAUUCACGUUUCCACGGUGCCGUUUUCCAAGACCCAGAUAGUUCUUUUGCCUCGAUGAGCCCAAUCAACUCCACAAGCGGCGAGUUAGCUCAAGGCUCAGAUGAGUUUUUGCCGCAAUUGAGGAGCUACGCGAAGACGGCUCCCGGGAACGAAAGCUUCAAUUCUUUGGCAAUGGAAGCCUUGGGAGAGUCGGUUCAUUUUUGGAAGGACGUUAAUUAA